Caenorhabditis remanei is the source of this 726-nucleotide messenger RNA. RefSeq lists its product as uncharacterized. The transcript has 7 exons. The record is from RefSeq and is a predicted model, not a curated record. Bases 1 to 726 code for a protein of 241 amino acids. NCBI's taxonomy places the organism in Eukaryota, Metazoa, Nematoda, Chromadorea, Rhabditida, Rhabditidae.
AUGUACGAUCCGGAGCACAGAGAUGCAUGGUGUGCAAACGAGUCCUUAGUUCAAUUUGAGCCAGAUGAGACUGCAAAGAUUUGUGCUCCAUGGGAGAAGUUUUGUGUGACAGCAGUAAAUACAAUUAAUAAAGCAUUCACAAGUGUGAGUAGAGGAUGUGGAGAAAGAUGUUCAGAACUAUGUGAAUCAAUCGGAUAUGGUCAAGAUCAGGUGAAUUGUGAUGAUUGUUGUGAGGAAGAUCUGUGCAAUUCCAACUUUUCUAUUCAAUAUUAUGAGGUUCUGAUGAGCAGACAGUACACUUCAUGGACAACUCCAUUGCCUGGAGAGGUCAUCUACGAAUCUAUGAAACUCACUGGUUAUCGUUGGAAGAUAAGCGUGACAUGCAUUCAAAGACCAGAGGUUUCGAUGUGUCAAGUAUCUGGCGGCGAAGAGUGUGGCGUCCUGAAGAACCACAAUAAUGCAGUCACAAACAGUGCUAGUGACACGAUAUUCAUCAGCAAUUUCAGUGAACAAGGUGCAAACAUCUUCCUUCGAUCUACCUUGCUUUCAUGGUCAAAGAUUGACAGAAUGUCUGAAGAUUCGUUUGAUCACGUGGAUCCACAAGAGCAAUCAUCGAAUAACUACGGCAUGUGGCUGGCAUGUAAAGCGUCUGGUGAUCCAUUGACCAUGAUCCGUCCUUCGGAAAAACAACUGGAUUCACGGAACGAUUGUUUCCUCCGAACAUAA